CACUUCUCUUAACUGAAGCUCGCUAGCCAUGUCUACAGUUUUCCUUCUUAUCUUAAUUCUACAAACAUAUUCCUCUCACUCUCUUGCUCAAACUCCAAAUUCAGCACCACCUCGGCCUAUUCCCUUUCUCUCGCGUACGGCCUAGGCCACCACUUUACCCUCCUUCACGCCGUCUCAUGCCACGCCGAACUGACAUUAACCCUGGUCCCGUAGCUAAUAGAGCCAGAAUUCUCUUUAUCACUCAGUAACUUAAAAGAAAUAUAACAUCUGACCCCAAAGUCUAUACAGUGACCUGGUUGGCAACAAUUACUGCCUUUUUAAAGGGUUCUUUUGCGACACCGUUCCUGAUUGGAACAUCACUGGCCUAGCCGCUAUUGAUUUCAAUGGCGCUAGAUUUGGUGGCAACUCGAAUUUCUAUCGCUCUAUCAUGAAUUUGCCUGAUAUAGCCAUUUUCCAUGUAAAUUCUAACAAUUUUAGCGGCCCCAUAAAUCCAAACCUCAAUCAGUUACGCUAGAUUUUUCCGAACUUGAUUUGAUUAACAACAAGUUCAUGGCAGGAUUCCCAGCAAAUAUUCUUACUGCAAAAAAGUUAACCGUCGUAGAUAUUCGUUUCAACAACUAUCUUGGUGAUAUCCCAGCUCAAGCAUUCAACAUUGACACAGAUGUCCUUUUCAUAAAUAAUAAUCAGUUCAAUCAGACAAUUCCUGCCAACUUUGGCAACACUCCAGCACUCUAUAUCACUGUAGCUAACAACAACUUUACAGCACCAAUUCGAAGAAGUAUCGGGCGAGCCUGGAAUACACUGAUAGAGAUCCUGUUUUUAGGCAACAGGCUGAGAGGCUGCUUAUCAUUCGAAAUUGCAUACUUUCUGAAUGCAACAGUAUUCGAUGUUGGAAGCAACUUAUUAACGGGUCAGAUCCGCCAGCCUUUUGGUUGCUUGGUAAAGCUGCAGUACUUAAACAUGGCUCAUAACAUGUUUUAUAGACCUAUACCUGAGGUUUUACGCAGGCAAACAAAUGCAUUCAAUUUUACACUAAUAACUAUUUCAUCCAAGUUGGGCAUCUAUGCAGGACACUGAUAAGAGCAAGAAGACUAAUGUGAACAGGAACUGCAUCAGGGGGCUACCUUUUCAAAGACCAGCAGUUGAGUAUGCGAGGUUUUUUGCAAAGACUAGGAGUUGCCCUCGUGGGAGUAGUUUUUCGUUUUUUUAAUGUACUCUUCCUGCUUCUUCCAUGAAAAUUACAUCUCCUCCUACUGCGGAUGAAGCUCCUGCUCCACGGUCCUAUAAAGCCCUGGAAAAGCCGCCUCAUUAAUGUAUGGUGUUAUAUUGCGCUUCAUGUUCUAUGAUCCUUGUUAGUGUAAAUAGGACGUGCAAUUUAGCAGAGGAGCCUUAUGUCGCUGCUAUAUAUAUAUUUCAAGAGUCCCUAUCAUCAAAAUUGCUACUGUUAAGAACAGAAAUUGGACAGAAUCAGUUUUUCUGUCUAGAAACGGUGUAAGCAAUUACAGACCCCUGAUGCAAGAGAUGCAUAUUAGAUGGGCUCAAUCUUAUAAGCUGUGACUCAUCAACAAUGAUCUUUGCUUUAAAGCGAACAAUCGCAGCCCUCAAACCAGUAGAUUCAAGCACAGAAUGUUGGAACAGGCUGUGUGAUUUAGGCCCAGAUGAGGUCAGGUCUCUGUGCCUGUAGGUUUUGGGCUGAGCUAUUACAGGGUUAGUAUAUUCAUGGUUCAUAUUGCUUGAUCCGAACAUGUGAUCAAGAAAAGAACACCUAUAUUUCUAAAAUCACUAUGCAAUUGCAAAGUAAUAAUUAUUUUGAUUAAUUUGUUGUAACAAAGCAUAAAACUAAGUGAUUGAAGACCAGAACCACCCAGUUGGACCCAUUAUUGCCGUCAACUGGAAAUUGGAAUCCACUCGCAAAGUGACCUUUCCUUUUCCUUUCUUUUUGAGAAGGGCAAUGAAAGUAGAUUUUAUUUUAUUUUAUUUUCAAAUUUUGAUUUUGGAAGAUAAAAUUAGCUCCAUUUUGGCUAUGUCAGCAAUGUUAUUUCAAUUCUAAACAAAGAUAGAAAAAGAAUUUCCUAUUUCAAUGUUAAUGCCUACUCCAUUAAUAUGAUACCAAUGUACCAUGCUGUUUGUGCAUAACUAUUAAAUGGAUGGAAAAAGGAAAAAGGAAAAACAGAGAGAGAGAGAGAGAGAGAGAGAGAGAGAGAUUAUAAGUUAUGGUCAAUUUUGAUGCCAUUUACUUUGAGAUUGUUGAUGGAGAUUCCUAUUUCAAUGGGAGUGAUAGUGGCUCAUUUUCUGGUCGGAAAUAAGAAAAUCAUGUUAUAAAUAGAGCUAAAACAAUUAAUUUAAGGUAGGUAAAGAACUUCCAUGGAUGAUUCCGGAUGUGGCAAUCUCUUAUAAGUAUAAUUCAUUCCCUCCUCCAGUUGGCUUCUCCUGGUCCUGGCACUUGCUUUUGUUCCCACCUCCUCACCAUAAACAAAGAAUCAUAUCAUUCAAUUUACAUACAUCUCUGCAAUCAAAAUGUCCACCAAAUUACUAGCUUCAACCCUCUCCAUAAUCCUCACUUCUCUCAUUCUCAACAACACUGUAGCAAUUAACCCUAAUAGAGAAACACUAGAAUUUCCUAUCAGUAGUAGAGCAAAAAGCACCGGGAAAAGCUGCAACAAUGAAAACUACAAGAAUCAGAAAAUGCCUAUUACUCUAGACUGUCCAAAAUUGGUAGUUCCUCUACCCCCAAUCCCAACUCUACCUCUCAAAACGGAACUCUCGGUAUUUCUUGAUGAAAGGCUGGCUUUUGUAUACCCUAUCAUCCAAAAGUUCAAGUCCAUCAUAACCUCAGAUCCUCUUGGCAUCACUAAGACUUGGGUGGGCUCAGAUAUUUGCAGCUACAAAGGCUUCUUUUGUGAUAAUCCUCCAGAUAACAAGUCAGCCAUAGCUGUUGCCUCUAUAGAUUUCAAUGGGUUCCAACUUUCUGCUGCUACUCUUGAUGGUUUUCUUGAUCAGCUUCCUGAUAUUGCACUCUUUCAUGCAAAUUCUAAUUUCUUUUCUGGUACCAUCUCACCAGAUAUUGCUAAACUUCCCUAUCUUUACGAGCUUGACAUCAGUAACAACCUAUUUUCAGGUCCAUUUCCUACAGCUGUCCUUGGCAUGAAUGGCUUAACAUUCUUGGACAUUAGAUUCAAUUUCUUUUCUGGGGCAAUCCCACCUCAAUUAUUUACACAAGAACUUGAUGCACUUUUUCUCAACAACAACAAUUUCAUGACAAAUUUGCCUGACAAUAUAGUAAACACGCAUAUUCUUUAUCUCACCUUGGCCAACAAUAAAUUCAUUGGUCCAUUACCAGGAGGGAUUUUCAAGGCGUUUUCUUCUUUAACUGAGGUUCUACUUUUAAACAAUCAGCUAACAGGUUGUUUACCUUAUGAGAUUGGCCUACUGAAAGAGGCCGUAGUGUUCGAUGCAGGCAACAAUCGACUAACUGGUUCAUUACCCUUAUCUUUGGCUUGUCUACAGAAGGUGGAGCAGCUUAAUUUUGCUGGUAAUCUGUUGUUUGGUAUGGUGCCAGAGUUGGUCUGCAAGAUGGAAAAUUUGGUUAACUUAUCUUUGUCUGAUAAUUAUUUUACAACAGUUGGGCCAUGGUGUAGGAUUUUGAUAGCGAAAGGAGUGCUUGAUGUUAGAAACAACUGCAUUCCUGAUCUUCCCUUUCAAAGAUCGAUAAUGGAAUGUGCAAAUUUCUUUGCACAUCCCAGGUUCUGCCCGCACAUGUGGUCUUACACUUACAUUCCUUGUAAGCCUCCUUUUAGUUCUAUGAUUCCUAAAAUAGCUCCUUCGCCCUGACCACACUGCCCUAUCCUUAUUUUGCUCCCUCUUGCACCCACAUGACUAUUUUGUAUUUGUAAUUCUUGAAGAUAUUGUUUGCAUAAAUAGUCAUUAAUUCUUUCACUCUGAGUUAUGCAAUAUAAGUUUGACAUUCCACGUCAAUUCCUUU
This is a messenger RNA of Ricinus communis (castor bean), 3982 nucleotides long. RefSeq lists its product as uncharacterized. Bases 2518 to 3831 code for a protein of 437 amino acids. Lineage: Eukaryota; Viridiplantae; Streptophyta; Magnoliopsida; Malpighiales; Euphorbiaceae. The transcript has 2 exons. Gene Ontology annotation, molecular function: protein binding. The record is from RefSeq and is a predicted model, not a curated record.